GUGUUUUGAUGACACCAUCACUGGGACUUUCCGGAUACGUCAUUCGGGGCUUCCGAGUUAUUAAGCUAGCUCUACCUCUGUGUUCAUGUCGUUAGACACUGUAAACGUCGCCUCGUUGCUCUGGAGUACACAACAAAAGAUACCAUGAAAACACCAAAGGCUCCCAACAGCGCCGAGAGGUUUGAAUAUUGAGACGUCGUUGUCGGGAGCGACGGUCAGACUGAGAGGCGGAAUGUCAACAACGCGGCCUCUACUCGGAAUGAGACGAGUCACCGAGCUAACGUGCGCCGAGCAGCCGGCCAGCAGGCUCCCUGCGUCAGCCGGGAGGCUGCAGCUAGAGGGCCCCACUGUGGACGAGUUUACGGUGCUAGAGGAGAAAGAAGAUGAGCUGAAGUGUGCCAAGCCUCGAGUGGAGCAGGUUUUUAAAGUAACAUUCACCAUUAUCGGUCUGUUGGACCACACGGGACAGCCGCACGGCAGCAAAACAUCACGGCAGAUAUGGCUGCAGCUCCGAGGGAACAGAGACGACGUGUCGAAGGCAAAGGAAUAUGUUCGAGGACUCUGUGACCCAGAGCUACAGAAAGAAGAGAGGUACCCGGUAGACAUGCACUGUAUUUUUGCUGGGGCCCGGGGCCUCUUCCUGGAAAGGCUCAUACGCGACACAAGUGCUGAAGUCGUGGUGCCUGAGCCGGGCCGCCUGCGGUUGUUGGGCCGGGCUGAACCCGUAGUGAUGGCCCAGAGCAGAGUUCAGCAAUUCGUAGCACUAUUCCAGGAAAAGCGAAGUCUGCCGAGUGACACAGAGCCCACAGUGAAGCGAGCGUUCAAGUCCUUUGUGGAGGAAAGGGAUGACAAGUACACUAUGGAGCUUCUUCUGCUGCCCAGUGCCCUCAAGGAAGAGUUACUGGGACUGGCUCAUAGCCCCACUACCACAAACACAUCCUCCCUGAUUCAGCUCAACCAGACGCUGCAUCCCAGCAUGGCCGAGGUCGACCAGGACCGCUCGCAGAGUAGCACCCCCGUGACGGAGCUCUCCAACCGCAUACUCGGCGCCAGCUUUGAGGAGAAAGGGAGCGGCGCAGCAUCUGUCGGAGGAGGUGGUAAAGCAGCAGGAGCAAUGGGCUCGGGUCCUGAGGCCGUCCUGCUCAACGGCACGCGGCCCUCGCACAAGCGGCGCUCCUCUGAGAGCGAGAAUCGUGACACAAAGAGACAGUACUCCCUGGAGCGGAGGGAUGAGUCGCCGGAGAGGGCGAGAGAGAGGGAGCGACAGAGAGACAGGGAGGGCCGGGGGGGCGGUAGCAGAUCCAAAACGCCCUCGGCUUCAUCCUCCCUCUCCUCCUCCUCCCUCUCCUCCUCCUCCUCCUCCUCCUCAGGAAAAGCAAACACAGUAGCCGGUGCGCUCAUGUUGGACUCAAGUGAAGGAGUCUCAGAUGACGGGGAGGCAGUCAGCCCAGAAACCAACCUCCGUUGCUUGGUCAAUUUCUUCAGAACCAUGGGUUACCAGCAGGAAGUGGUCGAGCGCAUCGUCAAGGAGACGGGACAGACGGAAGAUACCUUCCUCGUUCUGGAGAAGAUCGUCGAGGAAACCAAACGUUGUGAAGCGGGGUCAAACGGAGGGGAAAAAGAAAGACUGUUGAACUCUGUGCGCCCUCCAGACGCUCCCUCCUCAUCUUCCUCCUCUCUGGUCUCUCGAUUCCGAGACAAGGAGCGGGAGCUGAGCAGAGCGUUGGUGGACCAGGGCCGGUCUAAAGAGAACAUUAAGCCCAACCAGCACGGAGGCAGAAGCAACGGUCUGGGGCACCGGAGGCAGUGCAGCAGCAGUGAGACCAGCACUCAGCAGGCCAUCACCAUCAAGAGGAGCUCUAGUGCUCAAGGAGGCGCAGGAAACUACGAGGUUAUUACCAUCGACGACGACGACGACGUCCUCAUGCACAGCAGAACAGCGGAUAGUCGGACGUCCCGGAUGAUGACAGUGCCACACCUGGACACCCAGUCCGGAUCCAGAACAGACUACUUAGCGCGGGGAGGGGACAGUGCCUCGCACAGGGACUACAUGUCGAGGGGCGGGACUCAGACGUUGGGGGGAGCAGUGAAAGUUGAGACUGUGACGGCGCUGCGCAGCACGCCUCAGUGGUUCACGGCCACCACCACCUCCUUAACACCGACCCCCAGUUCGGCUCAGCCCAUCCCCCGGCCCUCGGCCUCUCCCUAUCAGACCAUCGGCCACAUGGGGUUCCACGGGGUCGGAGCCAGGACCCCUCCUGCGAACGACCCCCCCGCGCCCCCGGUGACCGGUUUCGCUCGUUUCAAUCAGUCGCUGCGGACUCCCUACGCUCUGAAGUUGCCAAAUGAGCCGGGACGUCCGGAGCUCAGGCACAUCAUCAUAGACGGCAGCAACGUGGCUAUGGCGCACGGCCUUCACCGCUUCUUCUCCUGUCGAGGAAUAGCGCUGUCUGUGGAGACCUUCUGGAGGCUGGGUCACCGGGAGAUCACCGUCUUCGUCCCCCAGUGGCGUCAGAAAAGAGACCGAUUCACAACAGAGCAGCAUUUUCUAAACCAGCUAGAAGACCUGCGACUGCUCUCCUUCACUCCCUCCAGAGAGGUGUGUGGCCAGAGGAUAUGCUCACAUGAUGACAGGUUCCUGCUCCACCUUGCAGAAAAAACAGACGGGAUCAUCGUAACCAAUGACAACCUGAGGGACUUUGUCGACACCUCGGACACCUGGCGCAAGAUCAUUCAAGAGAGGUUGCUUCAGUUUACUUUUGUGGAGGACCACUUCAUGAUCCCUGAUGACCCUCUGGGGAAAAACGGACCUCAUCUCAACAUCUUCCUGUGUAGAGACAACAGGAGGGCUCCAGUCACCCCUCCCCCUCUGAGACCCCCGGACUUCCGGCCGGCCUCCCAGCAGCAGCAGCCGCUUUACGUCCAGGCCCUCCACUCCGCUCCUCGGCCCCCCGCCUCCACGCCUCGGCCCCCUGCCUCCCUGGUGCCCCACCCCCCCACUGUGCACUGGCCCCACUCCGGUCCCCCCGAAUGGCACCCACCCCGCCACUCCCAUUCCCUCUCGCCCUCACCCCCUCCCCAGCGGUCGCCGGGGGAGACGUCGGAGCUGAAGAGGAAGCUGUACGACAUCUUCCCCGACCAGAAGCAGCGGAUCGACCGCAUCCUCAGCGACAACCCGUACAUGAGAGACCUGAACGCCCUUUCUGGGCUGCUGCUGGGAUAAAUAUCUGGCUCACGGACAAUCAGCAGACACGCGCAGUACAUAUGAACACAUGCAAGAAUAUGCACGUGUCGGCAUAAAAAUAAUUUAUUUCACCAUUUCUUCUAGCCUGGAGGUCAUGUGAAGUUUUUGAUUUUAUUAUUAUUUUCCACAAUGACCGAUUGGCAAAAAGUCUUUUUCCGACUGAUAUUUUUCUCGCCCUGCUCUUUGCUCUCAAAUCGAUUACGGUGAACAACGCUGGUGUCUACAGAGCCAAAAUGUUAACACAUCGCCAUUUAAGUCUUUUUGGUUCCGAUGGUCAUACAUCAUUGCAGAUCCUUGACAAACAGUCCGGAGGUUCCUUGAAUGUGGGAUCAACAGCGGUGAACUGGUCACACUGGUGCCGGUGGCUCGAGCUCAGUGCUUGACGGGUUUCCUCUCCUUGUUUACCAUCAGACUCUAACACGUCUCUGAAUACACAAUCGCUGAGCUUUUUAUGGCUACAAAUUGGGACAUAGACAGGUUUUGCAUAUUCUUACGUUUUCAACAUAUUAGUUCUACACUUGUUAUGUUCUGUAACAGUACAAAGUUUAACUCGAUGUCAGUGAGCAGUUUCAGCAUUCGAUCAUCGACAGUACUACUUUUUUUGGGCAGUGUACUUCUAGGAAGCAAGAUGAGAUCACUAGCUUUAGCAUCAUAAAAUCACUAUCAGUGACAGUUGAUGUUGGACAGAAAUCCCCAAAAGUCAUGUUUGGAUAUUAGACACAACUAACCACAUUAGGCAUGUGUACGGCCAGUAUUUUUAAGCUAUAUAGAUGGGCAGUUAUGACCAUGUAUAGUCCUCUCAUUAUUUCUGAUUUAGCUCACUAUAUGUAUUUUACAGGCUGAAUUAUUCUCACUUAGCAAUCCAUUUCUCAUAUUAAAGCAGAACUGCCCAUCUCUAUCCCUUUGAAACAUCCUGGCCUUCGCUCCUCAAAUGAUUUCCUGACUGAAUCCGACAUCACCAAUUCUUUACCAAAUGUCAAAACAAUGACAACUAACUUGUUAAAAAAAAGUAUCAUUCUUCUUCAGUCAUACAUCUUGUGUUUGAUGAUUUAAUAUCAUUGAGGAUGCUUUACCGUAGAAUUUCAUUGUUUGGCAGAAAUGUGGCUCAAUAAUCGGACGUGUUUGAGUGGCAUCACUAUGACAUAACCCCAUCCCCACGUCCUCCAUCACCGGAGACGUGUUCUAAAUGAUCUCUGAAAAGCUGCAGAAGAACUCGGGUGCUGAAACUGAAUUUGCUGCUCUGGUUAGAGAUGUGGUUGAAUGUGUCCCCAGAAUCAGUUGUUCCAGUUAGACACUUUAAACCUGUGUUUUCAGGAGGAUGUGGUCACUAGUUCUACAUUAGCGUUCUCCGUUUGUAAGUCCACCGCACUACAGGAGUUUGGAUUUAUCAUUUAAUUGAUUGAGUUAAAGAAUCCACUUUAAUUUGAAAUCGCACACCAUACGUUUGCUCGGCAGAAGAAAAAUCUUGCAAAGGCAUAUUUUCAUGUUACAUUUGUAAUUAGUGUUUAAUAGCUGAAUUGAAUGCACUGAAGGUAAGUAAUGGUGUAGUGACUAAAGCAACGUUCCAUCGAUGAAUCGUCGGAGGUCUUGUGGUGUUUUUUUUACCCGGGCCGCAGCUUGCAUAUUUGAUGUGCAUCUGAGUUUUAUAAUAUACACACAUUUUAUCUCCUUGUAAGAGAAAAAGAAUCUCUGCACAACAAUUUUACAAGGUGUCUAAAAGUAAGUUUUGUUUGUACUUGCUAUGUUGUUGAACGGAUUACUGAAGGAUUUUCUGUUUUUGUUGUAUCAUAAUUCUUUUGUGUAUAUCGAUUUUUCUUUUUUGUAAAUAGAAGCAUUUUUGGCUACGGUGCCCAUCUGGUUUUAUGUAUGUGGGAAAAAAGGAAAUAAAUACGGUAGUCCCCAUAAACCUUUUUUUGGGAGUGUAGUUUUGUGUUUGUUCACAUGUUCACUCAUCUACCAUGUUUCAAAUUGUUGUUCCUUCAAUUCAUUUUUCAGAGGCAACAAUACUGUGAUGACAAAAGGUUAAGAAUCACACAUUCAAAAGAAAGUUUGCGACGUUUUGGGUAAGGUGCUCGUGCUUUCUUUCAAAGAGCUUUAUUAAAAGACUGAUAUCACUCUUCUGGACAAGAAAUGGUCUUGCACAUAACCACCAGUGAAGGUGUUAAUACAAUAACCCUUUAGAGGUGCUGGUAUUAUGAUUUUAAUACCUGUGACCAGAGUCAGGACAGCAGUUUCCCCGCUCCUAGUCUUUAUGCUAAGC
Molecule: messenger RNA, 5504 nt
Organism: Anarrhichthys ocellatus (wolf-eel)
Lineage: Eukaryota; Metazoa; Chordata; Actinopteri; Perciformes; Anarhichadidae
Gene: n4bp1
Product: nedd4 binding protein 1
Exons: 12
Coding region: 233-3223 (996 amino acids)
Biological process (GO): negative regulation of protein ubiquitination; negative regulation of proteasomal ubiquitin-dependent protein catabolic process
Cellular component (GO): PML body; nucleus
Molecular function (GO): RNA binding
Source: RefSeq, a predicted model, not a curated record